Messenger RNA from Erigeron canadensis, 1278 nucleotides. Its product is annotated as gibberellin 2-beta-dioxygenase 1-like. The transcript has 3 exons. Gene Ontology annotation, biological process: gibberellin catabolic process; response to light stimulus. The coding region runs from base 120 to 1112 and encodes 330 amino acids. NCBI's taxonomy places the organism in Eukaryota, Viridiplantae, Streptophyta, Magnoliopsida, Asterales, Asteraceae. The record is from RefSeq and is a predicted model, not a curated record.
UUCUUUCAAAAGAUUCAAUCUUUAUCGCAUCCUUCAACUCUUUUUUCAAUUUGAAAAAGACCCAUUUCAUAUUUCAUCAUAAAGUUUCAAUCUUUACAAAGAUCUUGCAACUUCCAACCAUGGUGGCUGUUCCAAAACCUCCAAUUGAACAGUUCUUUAUCAAAGCUACUAAACCAAACACUACUACUACUAGCCCAUUAACCAUUCCUCCUAUUAUUCCUCUCAUUGACCUCUCUAAACCUGAAUCCAAACACCAUCUUGUUAAAGCUUGUCAAGAUUUUGGAUUCUUUAAAGUUGUUAAUCAUGGUGUUCCAACAAAAUUUAUUAAUAAACUUGAAACAGAAGCUGUCAAAUUCUUUGCUUCACCACCUUCUGUUAAAGAACAUUUUGGGCCGCCCAACCCAUUUGGUUAUGGAAACAAAAACAUUGGCCGAAAUGGUGAUUUUGGAUGGGUUGAAUACCUUCUUCUUAAUACCAAACCCGAAUCAUACCCGGAAAAUUUCAAGGGUGUUGUGAAUGAUUAUGUGACAUCAGUGAAGAAAAUGGCAUGUGAAAUAUUGGAAUUACUGGCAGAUGAAAUGAAAUUACAGCCAAGAAAUGUGUUUAGUAAGCUGUUAAAAGAUGAACAGAGUGACUCUGUUUUCAGGGUCAACCAUUACCCACCAUGCCCUGAGUUUCAUGAAAAUGAAAAAAAUGGCAACAAAUUGGUGGGUUUUGGUGAACAUACUGACCCUCAAAUUAUUUCAGUUUUGAGAUCAAAUAAUACUUCCGGGCUUGAAAUUUCAUUAAGAGAUGGAAGUUGGAUGCCUGUUCCUCCUGAUUCUGAUUCCUUUUUCAUCAAUGUUGGUGACUCUUUACAGGUGAUGACCAAUGGAAGAUUCAAGAGUGUGAAGCAUAGAGUGGUGGCAAAUGGUACCAAAAGUAGGCUGUCAAUGAUCUAUUUUGGAGGACCACCAUUGAGUGAAAAAAUUGCACCAUUGCCUUCACUUAUGCAAAAAGAAGAGCAUAGUUUGUACAAGGAAUUCACUUGGUUUGAAUACAAGAAAUCCGCGUUUAACACAAGAUUGGCGGAUAACAGGCUUGGCCUAUUCGAAAAAAUCGUUGCUUCUUAGGGUUUUAGCGUUGUGUUCUUUUUAUUUGAUUUGUUUGUGAAACAAAGUAUAGUUGUAGCUAGACAACGUACAUUAGCUAAUAGGUGUAUAACUUUUGUUAUUUGAUGCAUUUGGUUCAUAUUUCUUUUGUGACUUUCACGGGUGUUGUCUAAAUUGUUUCGUGUAA